AGGCGCCCAGCCCGCCGCCGGCCGGCGCUCAGGAGGCUGCCGUCCCCACGCUCGGCGUGUUUAACUCGCCGCUGCCAGUGCUGCCGCCGCCGGCCUUGCUGUACAGCCAGCCCAUCUGCCUGGCCCCUAACGGCGAGCGGGGAGUGUGCCACGCCGCCGUUGGAUGCUACCUGCGCGGCGGCACCUACAGCAGCAUCUGCGCCGACGAGCGCGGCGUCUGCUGCGUCUUUAAACACAGCUGCAACAUCGAAACCAAAGAGCGUCUCACCUACUACAGGAAUCCAAGUUUUCCUGAAGAUGACGUCGGUAACCUGCUCUGCAACUACCAAGUUACCCUCGGGCCGGAUAUAUGCGGUGUGCGGCUUGACUUCUUAAACUACAGCACACCGGUGUUGAAGAAGUGCCUCGAUUCGCAGCUGACUUACUUGGUCGGGAAAUCUGAAAGGUCUGUGCCUUUCUGUGGCAUGCUAAAAGGAACUUCAGUGACGAUCCCGGUGAUCGAGCAGGACGGCCCGCUCGUCAUCAACCACGUGCUAGGCGGGUCCGUGCCGUACCACUUCAACAUCCGGGCCACACAGAUCCGCUGCGCAUCGGUGCCUGACGUCAGCGAGCAGCUGCAGAGCUCAGCGUGCGGGCGCCGAAAUAGAGGCAUGGUGCGCCACAAACGUACUGCCAUGACCAGCGUGGACGGCAACCACGCCAGACCGAAGGCUAACGAAGACCCGGUCAGGCCGGAAAACGGCGAGGACGAGCAGCAGGAGUAUCUGGGCACGGACGGCUUCUCAAGCGGCGUACUGGACGUCGACACACCAUGGCUCAAUUUCCCAUACGACUAUCUCAGAUCGUUCGACAUACAGGACAAGUUCGCGUCCGCCAGAAAAACCCUGACGCGCAUCCUGGGUGGCUCGGAGACAGGCGUCAAUGAGUGGCCGUGGCAGGUGGCACUGCUGAAGCGCAAGAACCUCUCCUCCCUCCCGCUCCAUCGCCUUCUUCUUUUUAAGAGCUUCAAUUUCACGGAGGUCCGGAGACACAUCAUCGUGAGCGUCGGCGAUCACGACCUUCGGAGGCUGAACGACACGAAGGCCGCCUUCCGGGGGGUGCGUGACGUUAUAGUGCACCACAUGUGGGACAAGACGCGCAACGUCAACGACAUCGCUCUCAUCCGCCUCAGCAAACCGGUCACCUUCUCGGGCUCCAUCGCGCCGGCCUGCAUGCCUACCGACAAUCGGACGAUGACUGACGAGGAAGUCACGAUCACCGGCUGGGGCGUGAUCUCCUUCAACCGCACGGCCGGUCCGGUGUCGCCCGUCCUCAAGGGAGUCACACUCAGCCCGGUCGCGCUGGGGCCGUGCAACGAGCUCUGGAAGAAGUACGAUAACCCACGCACCAUCUACCCAGAGUUUUUACCCAUUGACGAGAAGAAAGUGUGCAUCGGCACCAAACCCGGCGCUGCUUGUUUCGGCGACAGCGGCGGCCCGGCCACCUACCGCGAGGAGGACGGCCGCUACACGCUGCUGGGGGUGACCAGCUAUGGACCCCCCAUCUGCAAGAUCGGCGGCUUGCCCACCAUCUACACCCGGAUCUCGCGCUACAUGUACUGGAUCCAGCUGAACAUUCUGCACCUGUUCGCCAGCGCCAGAUGA
Messenger RNA from Pollicipes pollicipes, 1643 nucleotides. Its product is annotated as chymotrypsin-2. The coding region runs from base 465 to 1643 and encodes 392 amino acids. The record is from RefSeq and is a predicted model, not a curated record. The transcript is spliced from 10 exons. Gene Ontology annotation, biological process: proteolysis. NCBI's taxonomy places the organism in Eukaryota, Metazoa, Arthropoda, Thecostraca, Pollicipedomorpha, Pollicipedidae. Gene Ontology annotation, molecular function: serine-type endopeptidase activity.